GCGGAGCCGAGGGGCGGCGGAAGCGGGUGGCGGCCCCCGACCGGCGCCUCGCUCCUUCCUCUUCAUCGCUUCUUCCUCUUCAUCGCUCCUCCCAGUGCUCCGCCCGCAAAUGCGGCAGGAGCUGCGCGGUUCCUGCGCCAGGGUCUAUGAAAACGGGUGCCCUCCCCUUCACCGUUCCCUCCUCUCUUCCGAGGACCCCAUCCCCGGUCGUUGCAGAGAAGGGAGUUGCAAGAACCAAAGUGACAGUGAGAGCCUGGGCAACAUGAGAGAUUGGACAGCUCACUAUACUGGAGAAUUUAUUGUUAGGAGAAUUAAUCCCCAAAGAGACUGAAGUGAGUCCCAGGAUGGCCAAAGAGGAGCCCACCAGUACCUUAAAGGACUUGCAGGAGCUGCAGAAGAAGCUGUCUUUGCUGCUGGAGUCCUUCCAGAAUAACUCAAAGGUGGUUGCCUUCAUGAAGUCUCCAGUGGGUCAGUACUUGGACAGGCAUCCCUUUCUGGCCCUCACUUUGCUGGUGUUCAUUGCUGUGUCGGCUGUACCUGUUGGGUUCUUCCUGCUCCUGGUGGUGUUCACCUCCUUGGCUGCUCUCGUGGGGGUCAUCUUGCUGGAAGGACUAGUCAUCUCUGUGGGUGGCCUUUCACUGCUUUGUGUCCUCUGUGGCUUGGGCUUUGUAUCAGUUGCAAUGUCAGGGACGAUCAUGGUUUCCUACAUGGUGGUCUCCAGCCUCAUCAGCUUCUGGUUUUCUCCCAGGCUGCUGACACAGCAGAACCCCAGCGCCGACUGUCAGCUGGCUAUGAAGGCCGCAGACUUCGAGGGGCUCUACCAGGAGUGACCAGCCAACUGGAACCAGGCUUUCCUCCCGCAUCUCCAGAAAGCUGUUGGUCACACUCGCCCACUGGGAUUAUGGCCUAGGAGGACACUCAGGCACCCUGUGGCCGUGUCCCCUGGCCUUUCCACUCACUGUGUGUAAAAUCCUGUUGUGGACAGCAUGGCUUCUCCCUGCCCUACGCUCUCCACGUGUGCAGCUUGACCUUGGCAGGGAUCUGGGCCUCCAGAGCCUAGGGCUUAUGUCCAGGCCCCAGUUGGGGGUAAUAGUGAAUUGUUUUUUAGGGUGUUUAUUUAUUUUUUGAGGGUAGUUGUUUUUCACUCAUUUGAAAUGAGAUAAGGAGGAAAAAAUAUCCAAAAUAGAACCAGCUUUUCUGCCUUAUUUGUUUUUUAUAAGAACAACGACAUUGGGAAUAGGUUUCACUCAGAGUUGGAAGAAUCCAUACUUAACUUUGUGGCCAGGAGUCUUUUUGAAAAGGUCUAAAGGUGUGGUUUCCAUUGUUACUGUUGAGUGCUGUUAAGUGCCAUUGACCUUUUACAUAUUUGCACUUGGUACUUUUGUAUUAUUUUAAAGAACUCAUCCUAUUCAGCCAUUUCUAAAAAAAAAAAAGUGAAAGGACUACAAAGUAAGAAUAAAAUAUCCUGCAUAGUUUUUA
Molecule: messenger RNA, 1479 nt
Organism: Marmota monax (woodchuck)
Lineage: Eukaryota; Metazoa; Chordata; Mammalia; Rodentia; Sciuridae
Gene: Ldaf1
Product: lipid droplet assembly factor 1
Exons: 6
Coding region: 345-830 (161 amino acids)
Source: RefSeq, a predicted model, not a curated record